Messenger RNA from Caretta caretta (loggerhead turtle), 929 nucleotides. RefSeq names its product C-signal-like. Gene Ontology annotation, cellular component: cytoplasm. Gene Ontology annotation, molecular function: oxidoreductase activity. The record is from RefSeq and is a predicted model, not a curated record. NCBI's taxonomy places the organism in Eukaryota, Metazoa, Chordata, Testudines, Cheloniidae.
CAGAGACUAGAGGCAGCUGCAAAGAGACCAUGGCAGGGUUUCAUGUCCGUAGUGUCCUGGUGACUGGAUCCAAUCGAGGAAUUGGUCUGGAGCUGAUCAAGCAUUUUAUAGGGAAACCGAACCCACCUGAAGUGAUCUUUGCCACCUGCCGGGACCCAGAGGGAGCGCGAGCGCAGGAAUUAAAAAAAUUGGCUUCCAAGCACCCAAACGUUAUGAUUGUGCAGCUAGAAGCUACAGACUCAGCGAGCAUCAAGAGCGCUGCAAAGAAAGCUGAGGCCCGUCUGGGAGGAACUGGCCUAAAUUUGCUGAUAAAUAAUGCUGGCGUUAUGCUACCAAGCACACUUGAGUCAGCCACUCCUGAAGAUAUGUUAAGUGUCUAUAACACAAACAUUGUUGGGCCGCUGUUAGUGACCCAGGCAUUCCUGCCCUUGCUGAAGAAGGCUGCCCAGGGCAGCAACCAGAAAGGGAUGAGCUGCAGCAAGGCGGCCAUUGUCAACAUCUCCACUGUUCUGGGAUCCAUUGAGAAAACUCCUGAAACGUUCUCCUUCGUGCCAGUAGUCUCCUACCGCUGCAGUAAGGCAGCGCUGAACAUGCUCACAAAGUGCCAGUCGAUGGGAUACAAGCAAGACGGGAUCCUGUGCACUGCGCUGCACCCGGGCUGGGUGAAAACCGAGCUGGGAAACUUUCAACCUAACGUGCAGGCAGACCUGACGGUGGACGAGAGCGUGAGCGGGCUUAUGAAGGUGAUUUGUGACCUCUCUGAGAAACACCAUGGCAUGCUGAUGAGCUGGGAAGGAAACACCCUGCCCUGGUGAGAACCCAGCGUGGAGGUGUGAAAGAAUCAAGGAGCAGCCUCUGCUGAGCACUCUGGCACCUCUCUGUGCAACUGUCAUAAAUAUGGAUGAAUAAAAAUCACCCCCUGAAUCAGA